AUCUAACCACGCAAAUCAUAAACCCUCCCCCGACUGUUUCCGCCUCAUUCCCCUAUUUCUAAAACCCUACGCCCUUUCUCUCAAAAAAAAAAAAAAAAUACUGCCUCCUGCCCUCCCACCAGAAAAACAAAAGUCCGAAGAUGAUGAGCUUAAUCCUCAGGAGAUCAUCUUCUCAAGGCCCAAGAUUUGCUCCGGCCUCCUUGACAUCCCUUGAAACGCUUUUACACCAGUUCUCAUCCACGUCGACGUACUUUGUUGUGCCCAGAAAUGGCGUUCUCUAUGUGGAGAGUAGACCGAGAAGCUCCUUUGGAUUUAAUAAUAAUAACAAAUGGAGGAACUUUCAUGUGCAAUCAGGGCCCUUGAAUUUUAGGGCAUCACUGACGUCGCAGGCAGAGUUUGCAGUCGACGAUUAUGGCUACGAGGAGGAGAAGGGGUUUGGAGGAAAAGGGAAUAUGAGUAUGAAUAGUAGUGAGGAAGGGCUUGAGAUUGGAAAACUGAGUAUUUCUGAAGAGAUUGUUUCUGCUUUGUCCAAAAGAGGCAUUACCACACUCUUCCCCAUACAGAAAGCUGUGCUCGAACCAGCAAUGAAAGGGAGAGACUUGUUUGGACGGGCUAGAACAGGAACAGGAAAGACUCUUGCAUUUGGAAUUCCCAUCAUUGAUCGAAUCAUUCAGUUCAAUCAAAAGCAUGGACGGGGUAGGAACCCUUUGGCCCUGGUUAUGGCUCCGACAAGGGAACUUGCACGCCAAGUUGAGAAAGAGUUUCGUGAGUCAGCACCCAGCCUGGAUACCAUAUGUCUAUAUGGGGGUACACCUAUUGUGCGCCAAAUGAAGGAACUUGAUUAUGGUGUUGAUGUUGUUGUUGGCACACCUGGCCGCAUCAUUGAUCUGAUGAAGAGAGGUUCUCUAAACUUGUCAGAAGUUCAGUUUGUUGUUCUUGAUGAAGCUGAUCAAAUGCUUGGUGUGGGCUUUGUGGAUGAUAUUGAAACAAUCUUCCAGAGGUUGCCACAGAAUAGGCAGAGCAUGCUGUUCUCUGCAACAAUGCCAAGUUGGAUUAAAAACCUUAUCAGGAAUUAUCUCAAAGAUCCACUGACUAUUGAUCUUGUUGGAGAUUCUAGUACAAAGCUGGCUGAUGGAAUCUCACUUUAUUCAAUUGCCUCAGACACGUAUGAAAAAGCAUCAGUACUCGGUCCUCUGAUAACAGAACACGCAAAAGGAGGAAAGUGUAUUGUUUUUACUGAAACAAAACGUGAAGCUGAUCGAUUAGCAUAUGCUAUGGCAAGAAACUUUCGAUGUGAGGCUUUGCAUGGGGAUAUCUCACAAAGUCAGAGGGAGAGGACACUUUCAGGCUUCCGAAAUGGGAAUUUCAAUAUAUUGGUUGCCACUGAUGUUGCUGCCCGUGGCCUUGAUGUUCCUAACGUUGAUCUGGUAAUACAUUAUGCAUUGCCAAACUGUUCAGAGACUUUUGUUCAUCGAUCUGGCCGUACUGGUCGUGCUGGGAAGAAAGGAACUGCCAUUCUUAUUUACACACAGGAUCAAAGUAGGCAAGUCAGGAUCUAUGAGCGGGAAAUAGGGUGCAGAUUUACAGAGCUUCCUAGGAUUACAGUUGAGGGUGGAAGCAUGGGCAUCAUGAAUGAUAUUGGUUAUGGCGUUCGAUUUGGAGGAGUGAGAGAUCGUCGAUUUGGUGAUACAGGUUUUAGUCGAGCUGGUGGUCAUGGGGAUUAUGGAUCUUUUGGUGGAGCGAGAGAUCGUCGAUUUGGUGAAACACGCUUUAGUCGAGCUGGUGGUCAUGGGGAUUAUGGAUCUAAUCGUUACAGGAAUCCAGGAUUUGGCCAUUCUGAUGGGCGUGGUCAACUUUCUCGUCAAAUGAAUGGAGCUGGUUCCUUUGGUUAUAACCGAAAACAACCAGGAAAUUUUAUUAGUCCUGGCUUUGGUUUUGGUGAACCUAGUCGAUCAGAUGGUUCUAGUGCUUUUGGGGACUGGGGUUCUGGUCGUUCCAGUGGAUUUGGUGAUAGUAAUUCAAGCCGAGCCAGUGAUGUUUUGAAUGAGACUCGCACUAGUCGGUUUGGGGGCUUUGGGGAUGUCAAGAAUGAUAAUUCGAACAAUGGGAGAAAAUAAAUCUGACUAAAUAAGUGACAUUGACAUGCCUUGCAAUGACAGCUGAAAUGGCCGGAAAUGGACAGAGUCGGAUACAAGUAGUAUGUUUAUGACGAAUUGAUAACGUUUCUGGAUAUUUAAUAUUAAAGUCUUUUGAUGUUCUGUUACAUUAGUGUUUUUAUUAUCGUUAUAUGAAGGAAAAUUAAUAUUAUUAGUCAGAUAUUGAGAUGAGUGUUUUGAAAUGUAAUCUAUUUAUUUAGUUCAACCUCUGCAGCCGUAUCUAAAUAUGAUACCCUACGUGUUCAAUAUAUAUAUUGUUUUUGGAGGCCA
Molecule: messenger RNA, 2426 nt
Organism: Hevea brasiliensis (rubber tree)
Lineage: Eukaryota; Viridiplantae; Streptophyta; Magnoliopsida; Malpighiales; Euphorbiaceae
Product: DEAD-box ATP-dependent RNA helicase 53, mitochondrial
Exons: 8
Coding region: 141-2117 (658 amino acids)
Molecular function (GO): nucleic acid binding; ATP binding
Source: RefSeq, a predicted model, not a curated record